This is a messenger RNA of Protopolystoma xenopodis, 243 nucleotides long. The record is from the annotation of a GenBank genome assembly. Lineage: Eukaryota; Metazoa; Platyhelminthes; Monogenea; Polystomatidea; Polystomatidae.
AUGAGACAGAGUGUAUCAACGUCAUCUUUGAAGUGGUGGAAGUUGGUCUGCCGCCAACUGGUCGACGAUACAGUCAAACGACAACUCGAGAAAGACUUUGUACAUGCUCAUCUGUCGCUUGACGCCACUUCAAACCGGCUGCCUGGAGAGUCCAGCCUCGCGAUGGCAUCGCAGUGCCAUUGGAAGGCAGAUCAUGUGGAGCUGAAGGUUCUGUGUCUUCUGGCGUCCGACUGGACGAUGUGA